GGCGAGGAGGCGGUGGCGGCGGCGCUCCGCCCCGGGGGAGGGACGGCGCAAGGCGUGGGGGGACACGGGAGACAGGUACCCGCGGGCGGCCCUGCCAGGCACCUCCUCGCUGCGGCCGGCCGCCGGCUCCGCGACGCGAGGCGGCGGGACGAGCUGCGGAGAGCGGCGGAGCGCGGCGGCCUCCCCCGCGGGGCCCGGAGGCGGAGCAGCGGCCUAGGGGCGCCCGCGGCGGGCUCGGGCUCCGAGGGGGGCCGCGGCCGCGGGGUUGGGGGGGGGGGGGUGCGGCGCCGGCGGAGCCUUCCUCGGCGAACCCGCUCCGCUCCGCCGCUCCUGGCGGCCCGGCUCCCCCGCGGGAGGGACGGGGCUCCGCGGGGCCGGGACGCGCCGGUGGCCGCCGCCCGGCAGCGGCGGUGCGCGGAGCGGCCCCCCCGAGGCCGGCCGCCGGGAGGAGGGAGCGGCGGGGCGCGGGAGUCGGCGCUGCCCGCCCGUCCGCCCGCCCGCCGGCUGCGCCCCAGCGGAGGAGCAUGCACUGACUCGCUGCCUCGGCUCAGAGCCAUCCCAGCCGCCGGGGUGCGCGUUGCAUGGUGUGGGGAUACACGGUCUCGAUAAUAAAUGAUAGAGGAUACAAUGACUUUGCUGUCUCUGCUGGGUCGGAUCAUGCGUUACUUCUUGCUUAGACCGGAGACCCUGUUCUUGCUGUGCAUCAGCCUGGCCCUGUGGAGUUAUUUCUUCCACACGGAUGAGGUGAAAACCAUUGUUAAGUCCAGCAGGGAUGCGGUGAAGAUGGUGAAGGGCAAGGUGGCCGAGAUCAUGCAGAAUGACAGGCUCGGGGGGCUAGACGUGCUGGACGCAGAGUUCUCCAAGACCUGGGAGUUCAAGAGCCACAACGUGGCUGUCUACUCCAUCCAAGGCCGGAGGGAUCACAUGGAGGACAGGUUCGAAGUAAUCACUGACCUGGUGAACAAGACUCACCCCUCCAUCUUCGGGAUAUUUGAUGGGCACGGAGGAGAGUCGGCAGCAGAAUAUGUGAAGUCCCGUCUGCCUGAAGUCCUAAAACAACAUCUUCAAGACUAUGAGAAAGACAAGGAGAACAGUGUGCUGUCUUACCAAACCAUCCUGGAACAGCAGAUUUUAUCAAUUGAUCGAGAAAUGUUGGAAAAAUUGACUGUAUCCUAUGAUGAAGCAGGUACAACUUGUUUGAUCGCGCUGUUGUCAGAUAAAGAACUCACAGUGGCCAACGUUGGUGAUUCGCGAGGAGUCUUGUGUGACAAGGAUGGGAAUGCUAUCCCCUUGUCACACGAUCACAAGCCCUACCAACUGAAAGAGAGGAAGAGGAUUAAAAGAGCUGGUGGUUUUAUCAGCUUUAAUGGCUCCUGGCGCGUUCAGGGGAUCCUGGCCAUGUCCCGCUCAUUGGGAGAUUACCCUCUGAAGAACCUGAACGUUGUCAUUCCUGACCCCGAUAUUCUUACCUUUGACCUGGACAAACUGCAGCCAGAGUUCAUGAUCUUGGCGUCGGAUGGUCUGUGGGAUGCUUUCAGCAACGAGGAAGCUGUCCGAUUCAUCAAGGAACGCUUGGAUGAACCACACUUCGGUGCAAAGAGUAUAGUUCUACAGUCCUUUUACAGAGGAUGUCCUGAUAAUAUAACAGUGAUGGUGGUGAAGUUCAGGAAUAGCAGCAAAACAGAAGAACAGUAAUUACCAGUGGUUCUCUGCCUCACUCUGAACUUAAAACAAACUCUUACAUUUUAAACAUAGUAGAAAGCUCUAGUAAAUACUGUUAAGAUUCUACACAAAAGGAACAGAUCCCUCUGGUCUUUGUUCUUUGCUUAACAAAAGGAGCAAUACAACAAAUACAUUCUGAGUGAUUGUAAGAAUUAAGUUUGUUCACAUAUACCUGUCUCCUGUGACCUUGCUGCUCCUUAGAAACUAACUGUAAUCUUCCAUUUCAGAAUUUUCUUUACAAAUCCUCUGUAGACUUUUCAUUUGAUCCCUUACCUCUCAUUUCUAAUAGUCAAAGGUUCGUUCAGAUGCACAGCAGGGUCAGGGCAGUGCUGCCGCUUAAUAGCAAGUGAUAGGAAUGAUGCUGCUUUUCACUCAUAGGUGUGACUCUUCAGAAUGAUGCUCUUGUGUUUCUCAUCUCUUUUCUUUUUUAAUCUGCAGUGAUAAGGUUGUAUAGGAAAAGGUUUCGAUUAUUGGCCUGUUAUUGAGAUGAAGGAGGAAGAGGAGCCAACUAUUAGCCUGCUACCACAGAACUGGCUCUCUCGCUUUGUUUAACCUCCCCCUCCACCCCUUAAAUAAAUCCCUGCCAAGCAUGUGAUUAGGUAUAGUUACUGAAUUACCUGAAGCCACAUGUUUAUUCAGUCUGUGCAUUACUCUAAUAACAUUUCUUCUAUGCCAUGUUGUAUUCAAACCAACUAAUGUUCAACUUCGAGGUCUGGCACCUUCUGUAUCAAAAAAUAGCUCUGUUGUGAUAGAAGAAAGUCUGUCAUUCACCAAGACUCACCCUUACAUUAGUUUUUUGGCAUGGACUUUUCAUAGGCAUGUAGAGAAAGUAAUGCAAGAUAAAAUUAAUUCUGUUAGUGACUGUUUGGAAAACUAAUCAAGACAGGGCAUUCCUUAGAGCUACCUAGAUGGAAGUCAAGCCUAUUAAAGACUUCCUUGUACCACUGCAGAUUAAUUUGUGGUGUUAAUCCAGGGGAAGACCACUUUAGAACCAUUUUUUGGUAUAAUGUAUAAAUGCCAGGCAGUGUCAUUGCACUGUAGAGAUGAAAGUUUGUGUUAAAUCUAGAUAAAAAUAUGUUUAGAUCUAACUUUCAGUAUUUAAUUGUAUAUCCUGAUCUGUGACUACUGUAAGUUUAAACAAUGAUGGUCUGAGUUUGCUCUACAUCUGAUAACUUAGUUGGCUGCUUCAUGAACGAGAAGCAGCAGAAGCAGAGUGACAGGGCGAUGUGUGUUAGAGGAACAGAGCCAGGGCCUGAGUUGGAGGUUAAUAUUUUGGGUGGCUUGCUUACCCGUAUUGUGUCUUAUAACAAUCCUUGGGAUUCUCUCCUCACAAAACGUGGUCCUGGACGAUCCCCUGAGGUCUCUUGUCUUCAGGGUGAUGGAGGUUGUCAGUAUUUGGGUCCUGAGGUGAACCAUGGAUAUAAUGCAUUAACUAACUUUGUGUCUGUUUCUUGGGUAAAGAUACAAUAUUACCUAGCUAAAAAGUUACCUGUUUCUCAUCACGCACCUAUAGCCCUUUCUGGGCAAGUGGCUUGCUGGUCCCUAAAAUACUGUGAUGUGUUGUGGUUGUGCUGAGCGGGCAUGUGUCUCUGAAGACGAAAAUGAAAGAGCAAAAAUUCUUCUUUCUGCUCAAGAAGGAAUUCCCAUCUUAGUCUUUUCAUUUUUGUUCCUCGGUUAUCUCUUCCCCAACAAACUUCCCUCCUUUAGCUUGUUUGGAGAUAAUCACAACUUUUAAUUCGAUCUGUUGCUACUACCAGUGCUGUUCAAAUUGUGUACGUAUCCUUUAGCAGCCUCUUCUCAUCCCAGUCUCUGGGUAGAGCCCCUUGACUCUGAGGAACAGACAAGUGAAAAGCAGGAGUAUGAAAGUGUCCGGCAUGCUCUGAAACCGCAGGCACCCAGCCUGCACUGGUCCUUUCCCGGAGGAUGCAAGGUUUCGGACUUUUUAAAUCUCUUGAACAGUGCUUUCAGUGAAUUUUAAAUGCAACUUUGCAGUUAAAUUGAGCAGCUAACAGGAAAUGUUAAUAAUUGCAGAGCGCUUCAGUUAUUUUAUUUUUAAAAGGUAUUUGAGGUCAGAAUGCUGUGAAAUGAAAACCUGGUGUGAUAUUUUCAUGGGAGUGCUUAAUCAUGUACUCACAAUGCUACAGCAGCAGUAUCGAAACUGUGCUCCAGGCAGAGCUCACGGUGCAUGUAGCAUUUGCCUUUCCUUUCUCCUUCACAGAAGAUGUUUCUGUUGUACUGGCUUUUCUUUGUAGGACACAGCUUGGAUGUUUGUCAAAACAGCUGCCCAGGGAAAAGAAGAAUUAGACCCAGCAGCCUACAGAACCCUAAAGCAGAGGGACGCUUGUAUAGCAGAGACAUCACUACUAAUCCUUCACAGGCAUUUGAGAAGUUGGAACUGGAACAAUGGUCAGCUCCAAAAAAAAACAUUAUAGACUAAUGCCACUUGAGUGAAAAGGUCAUGGCUGCCACUAAGCCUCCUGCAGCUCACGUUCUGGAGGUUAGCGAGCGCUGCUGAGGGGUGCCCGACCUUCUCCUGAGCACAGCUCACUUGCUGGUUGCUCCAGCACUUGAGAUAGACAGGAAAAUGAGGUGGCAGGAAUUGUACGCGUUCACAGACUCCCGAAGUAGCCGUGAGGAAGCAGUGGGAGGGUGGCUCGCGCUGGAAUUAAGCCACGCUCACAGGAUUUAGGAAAACACAUAGUGCGAUGCAAUACAGAACUGUUUCGCAGGCUUGUCUGGAUAUUUAUUCCAGGAUUCAUUUACUCUGUCACUCACAGGCCCAUCCGUUCAGUUACCAAAUCAGACCUAUUUCAACCUCCGAGUGUCUGCAGUUGUUUUAGCACCUUUAAUGUUCCUGCAACACUCCCACCUUUGUAGCAGUAGCUCCCUUUCCUGGCCAAAGACAUUCAUGCCAAUGAUCUCUGGUAAGGUGGUUGAAUUCUGGUUUUAUUACUUUAAAAAACUAGUUACAGCUACUUUAGGUUUAAAGAUGAAGGACUAAUGGAGAUGACAGGCUUCGUGCAGUCUUCCACAUCCAUGCGCAGUGCCUACCUAUGCCCCCUGUCAGAAUUCUGUCUUCUGAGAAGUGUUUAAUCCGGUUCUAGACACCCGUAACUUCCCAGUCAUACUGAUUUGUGCCAAAUUCUGUCGUGAUCCAUACAGCUGUUGGAUGACAAGAUUAAGUAAGGUACCUAUUGCUUACGCAACCUAAACGAUCUGGGGUCUGAUCCUCCACUGCCUUAAUGAUAUAUCCUACAUCUGGAAAGGGUUGCCAGACACUGCAGCCAGAAAUGACCCCAGGUACGCUGGGGUGCAGCACCGGAGAGGCAGUACUUCCAGCACGCCAUCCUCAGUCCUGCUUUCCUGCCUGGGCACCUCGCCAAAAAAGAAGGGAGAUGCAUUUUUGGUUCAAGUGGCUUGCGUACAUCUGGGAGCUGUGUUUGUGGAAGUUUUUUGUUGUUUAAGCCUGAGUAGCUCCACUGGUGACAUCUGUUCAUCAAGUAAUGAUGGCUUCUAAUGGCAGAAAACUGGUGUGUUAAGUUGCUGCCAAAGAGCAUCUUUCGUAUGGUCCAAGAAGAAAAAAUGUACCUUGUAAUUAGUCAUCUUAUCCAGUACGUAAAUGAAUUUAGGCUUUUCCCAGAGGUAUUACAAGCUAACAGUUUAACUCAGGUAGUCCAUUUUAAAGAUACUACCAUUUAGCUUUUCAUUCAGAUUGUAGACUACCAUUUAGUUUAUCGUUCUGAUUAUAUACGAGCGGGGUUUUAGAGAGGCUGCUCAUCCGCCCAGCGGGAGGGCUGUAGCCUUCCCCCUCUGUAGCUCCUGGUACAAUAACGGGAUCCCGGUGCAGGUGCCAGCCUGGUUAGGUGGGAUCACAGCUCCGUCUAGUGGCUGGCCUGGCCUAACCAACCACUCUCGGUUAAAGUUAAUAGUUGCUUUCUCAGUCCACGAGAAAAAAAUGCGUGUGAUUUAACGUCCCCGUUGUCCCUUGGGCAGAACUGGGCUGUGAGGUUAAUGCAGAGCCGUUCUCUCAGGCUGAAUUUUGCAGCGGUGCCGAAGCAGCGCGGGCUGCAGGCGUGCAUCCCCAGACCCAGCCAAGAAACGCAGACGCUCCGCUGCUAAAACCGCGCGCCAAAGUUUGGCACGCCGCAACCAUGCCCUGCGUCCCCUGCCAGCUCACCCCCCGCGCGGGUGUCUGAAAAUGCAAAAUUUGAAAUGAAUGAGCCUGUUUUACUGAAUAGACUGUUUAGAUAAAUAAAGAAAAUGCCAUCCAACAUCAUGUAUUGUGUACUGACUUGCGAACACAAGGUCAGUACCAAAACUACUGCUAGCGUUAUUGCAGUAUUAUACCAUUUACAUAAGGUGAAAUGAAGAAAGAAAAAAAAAAGUUGCGAGGUUUUUACAAUACAGAAGUUAGUACUAAAGCAGUUCAUCAGCUUGAACUAACGGUGUUUGCUACAUAAACACUAACGCUGCAUCUUGAAAAUAAGGGAGUUUUGUUCUUCAGCUGCCUCUCAGAGUAUAUAACAUUCUUGCUUUAAAUAACGCUAAUAUAUUGCUAAUUUAUCUGAUACUUAUUUUACGCAGAGACACAUUUAGUAAGUGAUUAUACUAAAGAAAAAAACCUUACCAGCUGUUCAUUUCCUUAAGUAGGUUUUUAGGCCUCCGUCCUGAACUCUGGCUGUACGAAAUUGCAAGGUUAAAAUUUAGAAUGUUCUGCUGAGGUUUGGCAACUGUGUAGACCAGAGCUGCUGCCCCUCAGUGUUGUCAAUAUAUUUAUAAAUUAUCUUUCUAAACCUGAGGACUCAUACCUAAAAGAUAUAUCCAAUUAAGUUAAUACUGAGUUGAAGUUUAAAUCACUUUCAUUUAUAUAGUGCUGACUACAUAAGGCUUAGGUAGGCAGCUGGUUUACAUAUAUUUUUCCCGUAGGUAACGUCGACUUCUAGGUAUCAGUUGUCUCUAGUUAUAUAUGAUAGUCUAGAUGCUCUGUUAAGCAAAACGUGUGCAGUCAAAGCAGUUGAAGCCUGUCUCAAACCAUCAAUAGAGGCUCACAUCAAGAGCAAUUCUUGAGAAAAGUUUUGAAACCCACUUUUAUGAGCAGGUCAGCUCCUAUGUCUGGUCUGCUCAGUCUUCAGGAAGAACUCCGAAUUAGUUGAGCAAUAGGGAAAUAAAGCACUUUUAUCUGCAUUUAUCUGUGCCCCUGCAGAUGCGCUCCGUUGGCUUCAGCUGUUGUUGAUGAGAGGAGACUCUCACACCAGAAUGGCCGGAGUCCGCGCGUGAUUCUUACAUUUUCUCCUUCUGGUGAGAAAAACUUAGUUAUGUUAAAAACAUGAUUUGUUUGGAAGAAGUUCUUUGGAGCUGGUUCCGUUUUGUACGGAAUCGCUACGCUGCCCUUCGGUACAUCGUUCCUAUGUGCAUAAGCUAUGUACAAAACGUAAGCGGUGGUUAGCAAUGCUGGAUUUACAAAUGAAGUCAAUUUUUAUGAAGUCCAAACGCAUCUACCUUUAACAGGGCAAACCGUAACAAUCAUGUAACUGUUAACUACAAAGUUAACAGGAGCAGGGUCUAGAAAAACAACUUUAAAACCUGUCCUGUGUGAAUGACAGUAAAACCACUUCUAGCCAGUGUAUUUGGAAAUGCGCUCUCAGAAACGACUGAGACAGACUCGUUAUGAAAAUGAACUGCACAUUUAGAACUCUGCAAGGGCAGGUCAGAGCUUUAUUAACAAAAAUCCUACACAACGCACAAGAUAACAAAGCCUCAAUGUUUAAGUGAUCCAUCUUGGUUAACGACAGCUUCCAUUUAGUACAACACGGCUGUAUUACCAUAGAUAAGAGCCUCUUCAGGCUUCUCUGUAACAUUUUUUCACUCAGAGCCAGAAGCGUUUUUAAGAUUUUAUCUUUAUUGCAAGCUCAGGGGAGACCGCACUUUACUCUUAGGUGGAGGACCACCGCAGGCCAAGCAUGACUGAGAGGAGCGGCUAGGACGUCGGGCUGAGCCCCAUCCCAGUCGGGAGGGACGUGACACCUCACACCAUCGUCUCUCACACUGUAAAAAAAAAAAAAAAACUCAUUUGGAUUAACGUGGCCGGGAAAAUUCAUGUGCUGCACAGCAACUGUCCGAAGGCUAGAGGUAAACAGAGCUCAGAUAUAGAAACCGUCUCAAGAGAGGUCACUUGGGGUAAACUUUGUCUUUUUGAGUCCUUAUUUUAUAGGAGGAAAAUAAAGUCCCAAAGUCCUAUAAGGGCAGGUGAGACAAACUAUCUAUACCACAGGUAGUAUUUCCUCUUGAGCGUUGCAGGUCGAUACUGCUUUUAGCUAAGAAUCACCUAACAGCAGCAUUUCAGAGAAGCUAUAUUUUCUUUAGUCCUGUGAAAGAAAGCGGCUUUAGGAUUUUUAGAAACCCCAUAAAUAAAUGGGGGGGGGGGGGGGGCGUUUGGUUUUGUUUUACAAUUUUAGGUAUCAUCUUGUACAAUUUUAGGUUUCUUUAAAAUGUGGGCUCGACUACACAUGAAAAAAAAACACCACCAAACCCAACCAUCUGCUUAGCUUCAUUUUAACUUCAUUUUCUUUCCUUCCUACAUGGAGUACUUGCAUUUGGAUAUGGUUUACAGCUUAAUAUGCAAUACACAGUAACAGCAUUAAAACCCGACAAGCUUAAUUUAACGGAGACUGCAGAAACCUUUACGUCUCUUUCCCUACCACCUCUGUCUUAAGCAAACUGUAAAGUACUUAAUAAAUGACCAAAAUGGUACACUCAGACAAAAAUGGAGAUGAAUGGAAAUUCAAAAAAUAGGGAGCAAAGCUCUGCCUCCCAGACUCCUUCAACAUACCUAACAUAACCGAUGGACACGUAUCAGGAAUUCAGUGUCAUGUUGUUUGGUUGACCUUCAGUUUUUAGUUUAAAUUUGAAAGAAUAUGAUAAAACCACAUUAUUUAUUGUGCAUCCAGGCAGUCGUGAGUUACUUGCAAUGAGCUUGCACUGAAAUGCUUUAGUAGUAACUAGAAAAUGUAAGACAAAACUUAGGAAGAUGCUCCAAACCAUCUGUGUCCUGUUAAUGCUGAACUGAUCCCAAAGAAUAAUGCCCCUACACUUGCAGCACUUACUAUUGCGUGGUUUAUUCUGAACUUGUUUGUUGUAGAAUAUACACAAAACAUGUAAGCAUUUUGACGUUUUUAACUCUUCUGAAAUAACAUACAGGCAACACAGGCUUGAAAUUUCACAUUGUAAACCCCCUUUGCUAUCCACCCAAACAUCUUUGACCAAUGGAUUAUUGUUAGGCUUUUCAAGUCAGAAGGCCCCACAAUUUUCAUAUCAAAAUCACAAGUGCUUGGAAUUCUGAUUUAAUACAGCUUCCUGAACCACUUGCCUGCACGAGAAAAAAGAACCUUAGGAUUUGGAAGAAAUCUUAGCCUGUGGUUUAGACUUCGGUUUUAGUACAAUAUUGUAGGCAGAUGCAGUAAAAUUUGGGCCCACCACUGACUUACAUGCUUAUAUUAGUUGACAGUCUUAAGUUUUUUUUACCUCUUGCAUGGCUGCUCAUGCUAGAACCUUUCCUGAUACUUGCUUUAAGCAGAAACAUUAGCUUCGUUAUGAAUUUUUAUGGUCUUCUAAGCAAUAAUAAGGUCAGACUCAAAUACAAACCAGAUUUGGAAAUGAGGGUUUUUUUUAAAAAAAAACAACACAACAGGAGCAGAAUUAUUUUACAAUGUAAAUUUCUUGCAGAAUUGAUGUCAUUUUAGGUUACAAUUUCAGGCGGCAUCAACAGAUCACUGUGUAUAAACCUCCAUUUGUGAAAGGAAAAGCCCUGUAAUCUAUGAUCAGUGUUAUCAUUCUGGGGCACAAAUACAAAAAAUACCCUGCUUGGUGACAGUUUUGGUUUUAUUGCAGUCCUGCACAGCCAUUUCUCCGUGAUACUCGUUUCUUAUUCUCUGACCAGGAGCACUGUCUGCUUUAUCUAUCCAGUUUCUGAAGAUAGCGUAGUUUUUCAUAAUUACAUUUUUUUUGAAAAAGCAAUACAAACCGUGCUGUAGUAUCAGUGUUCUUGUGACAAUUUAUUUCUAAACAUUUAACAUGGCAGGCUUAUAAAAAAAAAAUUGGAGGGUUUUUUUUUAAGAUGUAUAAACAAUCAAAGAACAAGUUAAACAUUUCUCACGGAGCUCUCAGGAUCUGACCACAGUACAACAAUCAAAUAACAGAUCCUAAAACCAUAGGAACAGCUGUAGUUUUACCUCUGUUUCUAGAAAUACAAUAGCGUUCUUCCCUCAGUUAUGCAAUACUGUAUCUUUAGCUAUUUAGUUUAACAAAAAAAAAAUCUAUUUUUGAAAAACUUUGACCUUCUUAACAUACAUUCUUAGAACACUGACAUCUGAAAUAUUUGUCUAGAGAGUAUUGUCCCCAAGACCUCAUUUUUAUAUCUAAGAAAAUAACACGUCCUAUAAUUCCAUCAAAAAACCAUGCGCAGUUGUUGAAAAGAUAGCAAAAUUCAAUACUGACCAUGAUCACAAUGUAACAAAAAACCUGGUGAAACCUCAAACUUGGUACUAGAGGUUUCUGCACCUCUUCUAAUUUGUCUCUAAGAGACUAUCUGAAAGACAGCCAAAUGUAAAUACGUCAUAACAUCUUAGCUGUAGUACAAAUAAGGUGGCAGUGCUCUGUCAUUCUAGAUGUACAGGAUGUAACUAUAGUAUCUUCACUGUGUAGUGGAUGUGUCAAGAAUAAUUAUGUUAAUGCAAUUGCAAAUUCUGUAUUGUUGUCUAUUAGCAGUGUAAACUACUGAAAACUUGGCCUUGCUGAUAUGAAUAAAGUGAUUAAAUACCCGUC
Aquila chrysaetos chrysaetos is the source of this 10542-nucleotide messenger RNA. RefSeq names its product protein phosphatase, Mg2+/Mn2+ dependent 1L (gene PPM1L). NCBI's taxonomy places the organism in Eukaryota, Metazoa, Chordata, Aves, Accipitriformes, Accipitridae. The transcript has 4 exons. Gene Ontology annotation, cellular component: nucleus; cytosol. Gene Ontology annotation, biological process: positive regulation of canonical NF-kappaB signal transduction; positive regulation of canonical Wnt signaling pathway; negative regulation of canonical NF-kappaB signal transduction. Gene Ontology annotation, molecular function: cation binding; protein serine/threonine phosphatase activity. The record is from RefSeq and is a predicted model, not a curated record. Bases 613 to 1695 code for a protein of 360 amino acids.